Rotaria socialis is the source of this 1119-nucleotide messenger RNA. NCBI's taxonomy places the organism in Eukaryota, Metazoa, Rotifera, Eurotatoria, Philodinida, Philodinidae. The record is from the annotation of a GenBank genome assembly.
AUGCUCAAUAUUCAUUUACGUUCGACAGGAGAACAAUUUCAAAUACAGUCUAUCCAUUUUGACACAAAAGUUCGUGAAUUAAAAACUAUUCUUGAAAUUAUAUGUGGCAUACCAGCACAUCUGCAAUUAUUGUCCUAUUUGGACGAAGGUAAUUUGCUUGAUUCACAAAAACUGAAAUAUUACGAUCCUGUUCCUAAUUGUACGUUUGAACUCGGCGUUUGGUAUGUUUAUGAACCAAUUGUACAGGCUGUUGUAGCUAAUAAUGAAGCUAAGUUAUUUGAACUUGGUGUUCUACCAGAUAUACCAUUCUCAUCCGCCAUUGCCGAUCGUCUAUCUCCAUCCGAUAAAAAAGCAUAUAUGAUAGAACGAGGUAGUGUUGCUAUGUUUACAGCAUCACAUCGUGAGAAACUUAAUAUUGUACGUCGAUUAUGUGACCAAGAUAUUGGCAUUAAUUAUCAAACCGCCGCAGGACGUACGCCAUUAAUGGUAGCAACUGCUCGUGGUUCGCUACGGGUGAUGGAAUUACUUUUGCUUCAUGGUGCGCGACUUGAUAUUAAAGAUGCAUUCGGACAAACAGCUGAGAGUUUCUCGGUGAUUUUCAAUCAAAAACAAAGUCGUCGAACGAUUAUUCAAUAUAAUUGGAAACGAAGAAAUGAACAGUCAAUGAUUCGCGAACGUGAAAGUAAAGUUUCCAUGAGUCGACAAAUCAGUGUACACGAUAAAGCUCUUGAAGAAGCAAAUCGUAAACGUGAAGAUAGAGUUAAAUUUUUAGCUGAUCAACGUAUGAAGCGACAAGAAAAGAUUAAUUCUCAACAAACUCGUUUACGUAAAAGAAAGAGUCCUCAAACACAAGGAAAUAAACUUAGAUCAGUUGUUCGAUUUGAAGAUGAAGAUAACGAACAGGAUUCCGAUCAUUAUGGAAAAGUCCUCGAACACAUUCCAACUACGAAUUCAUCUCUAGUACAAGCUUCAUCAUCAUUUUCGCCUGUCACUCAACAAUCAGUCGUGCCAACACAAAAACUAUUUGCUCAUCAAUUCUAUGAUGUCUAUGCAGAUAUGACAGAUGACGAAUGGACAAAAGUACGAAAUGCAUUUGUGUCUCAAUAUUUUUCAGAAUAA